UUACGAGCUCUAUGUAGCCGUUUACGGAUGAUUGAUCAUCUAGCAGUGCGCACGCCUUGCACAUAGGUUCCUCGCGAAAGUAAUGGUGCUGAAAGAAAUACGGAAUCUGAUCGUAUUACGUUUCGACUGGAUUGAGGAAGUGUCGCGAUCCACGGAAGCUGAUAAAUUUAAUGAACAGUAAAGUCGACAGGAGACAGUACGCUGUUAUGCGCUGCUCGUUUUCGUGGCUAAACUUUGAUCAGACGUAGAACUUCGUCGUAUUGGGACUCCUUUAGAUCCUGUAUCGUGCAGUUGGCUGGCGAGUCCCACACCAACGGAGUUUUCAUUCGCGCUUCAACCUGCAAGCUGAACUCGUCGGUUUCGCCUUGAGCGUCCAUGUUAUAUCCACUGAUAAAUCUUGUUUAAAAAUUGAUACGAGAUCUGCACGUGUCGGAACGAGGCUGGAAACAAAAAUUCGAACGCGUGUGAACAUAUCGCGGAAGUCAAUUGCAGUCGAAGUGUUCCUACAAGAUUCGAAGACAUCAAAUUUGCUAACCUAGUAUCAUGAAAGCAAAAUAUCGAGUGUAUUGAUCAAUUUGUUCGAAACAUUAAUAAAGAUGGCUCAGCCACGUAAACUCAGUUCAUAUACUGAAAGUAAGUUGAAGAGAAGCCUGCCGCUGAAACAUCCGCUGUCUUUGGACGCAGCUACACUGUGGGAAAGAAAAUCGAAUGGUUAUCGAAUCAUCGGCCUCCGUCUGGACAAAUUCAUGCAAACAAUACGCUUUAUGCUAGUACAUUACUGCACGAAGUACAGUCUACAUACACGUAAUUAGUAAAAGCCAACUAAUGGAUAACGUGUUCGUUUCGUUGAUCAUUUUUGCUCAUCGGAACCAAUGUGCAAAGCUGUUCAUUUGGUCGAGGACGUUGCAUCCGUCAGGGCUUGCAUAAACAUUAUUUUUGCCAAGAUGCAGGAAAUGCUUAGUUUCUGUGCCCUUCGAGAAGGGAGUAAUGAAAUGGUAGGCGUGCUGAUCGCGUCGAAACUAGACAGAAACCAAAUGGAGCUCAAAUUAAAGCCAAGUCAGGGGGACGCGAUUCAUCAAAUUGCGAAUGUGAAAUAUUACGCUAUAACGGAGGCGCUGUUUUACGAAAACGUGGACGCGGAGAAGCUGAUUCACAUCGACCUUCUGUGCGUGAAGCCACAGCACCAGAAACGAGGCGUUGGUACUUCGUUGGUGCGUUCCUGUAUUGCCCGAGCGAUCAAACUGGACGCCGGAUGCGUCGGGGAGUUCACGUGCGACGCUUCACAAACGAUCGCUGAAAGACUGGGAUUCGAAGUUUAUUCGGAAAUCCCGUACAAAUUCAUGGGCUGGUUGCAUCGCAGUUUUGAAAGGUUCGAGACUUGCCAGACUGAGAAUUAUUCUCUGGUUUGCAUCGCGAUGGUGCCACCGCCGCCUAGAGUCGUGUCAUUGAUCAUUCCUCCAGCCGAGGAUACUAAACAACCACCGAAACGACGGAAUAAGAAUGAUAAGAAGAAGAAGAAGAACAAGAAGAACAAGAAAGUGAAAAAGAGAUAAUUUGUUUAUUUAUUCGCAGUAUAUUCGUGUUCACGACGUUACGCUAUUAUUAUAAAUAACCUUUUGGAAUUA
Messenger RNA from Megalopta genalis, 1625 nucleotides. RefSeq lists its product as uncharacterized. Gene Ontology annotation, molecular function: acyltransferase activity, transferring groups other than amino-acyl groups. NCBI's taxonomy places the organism in Eukaryota, Metazoa, Arthropoda, Insecta, Hymenoptera, Halictidae. The record is from RefSeq and is a predicted model, not a curated record.